AUGCUAUCGCUUUUUAAACCUAAAAAGAACGAAUUAAAUUAUAAUAACGAUGCCACUUUAGAGCCAAUAGUUAACGGACCAGAUGGCAAGUAUGGGAAUCCAACUUUCAUCGAUGAACAUUAUUAUAACUCACUCGAACUAGAGAGUAUUAUACCCACCAUCGAAAUUGGUGAAGAAUCCAGAAUUAUAGACCAGUUACUCGAAAAGCUUAAAAGUCCGAAACCAACUGACAAAGCGUUGGCAACCUAUGAAUUCAAAUUAGUUAUGUCUGCUUUGAACCGUGAAAGUAGUGUAGAACAAUUAACCAAGUUUAAUAAUAUCUUGAACAAAAAAAUCCUUGCAUCCAUACAAAGUUCAUCAGCUAAUGAGAAAAUUAGCGGGAUCUUAGUCCUAAGGGCAUUACAAGAAUAUUACGCACAAAACGAGACUUUGCCUUCCCAAAUUUCACGAAUUUUGAGUCUUCUACGGUUAGCAAUACCAUGUAAUGAUAUAGAAGUCAUGAAAGUUGCCUCCAAUACUUUAGGAGAAUUAGCUAGCCUUGGUGGUUCAUUGACAUCAGAUUUCGUCGAAUCUCAAAUGAAAACAUGUAUUGAAUGGCUUGUUACCGUUCAAGAUAAAAUAAUAGUAGGAUCUGCGUCGAAAACAACGAACAAAAAACAUACAGCAUUACAUAUAAUCAUCUCAUUGGCAGAUUAUGUGCCAUACCUUCUGUUCAGAUACGUAAAUUCAAUUUUGGAUAAUAUUUGGCAUGCAUUACGUGAUAAAUCAUUACUAAUAAGGACAGACGCUGCAACAACUUUACAGAAAUGUCUUCAAAUACUAGCGAGAAGAGAUGGACCAUCGUCAGAAAUCUGGAACCAACGCCUCUUGGACGAAUGUAUGAGGGGUUUCGAUUCAGAUAAAGAGGAAUGUAUCCAUGGUACUCUGCUAGUCUAUAAAGUAUUACUGACUUUGGAAUUUGGUUACGAAAUUAAUAGGUAUGAUGAAAUGUACCAUUAUAUUAUGCUAUUUAAAGAAAAUAAAUCAGAUUUAAUUAGAAGAGAAGUUUAUUUGAUUUUACCAAAGUUAGCCUCCAGGAAUCAUGAAGCGUUCAUAACAAAACAUUUAAGUGAAACAAUGGUAUUUCUCUUGACUUCAUUGAAAAAUUUAAAUGUUAAUAUUAAGCAUAAUAUUGAUAACGAACUGAUUCUCAUAUGUAUUGCCGAUCUAGCAGUGGAAAUCAAUGCACAAAUUUCUCCAUACUUAAACACUAUAUUUGAAAUAAUUAUUAAUACAUUUAAAUUGAAAUACAAAAAUACAAAAAUAACAGAGAGCGCCCUAUUUUAUUGUAUUGGGAAAUUGUCUCUUGCAGUUGGUGCCAGAUUAUUACAUUAUUUAAAUGAUACCAUAUUGGACCUUUUCUUUAUUUAUCCAUUCCCCAAGAACAUGCAAGAAGCUCUUACGUUACUUAGCCAGGAAAUACCGACUUUACAACCAAAGAUUAAUUCUAGAUUGUUAGAUUUAUUAUCAUUAUCCCUAUCAGGAGUUCCAUUUGUAGCUCCUGGCUCGCCAACAUCAUUUGCAGAGGCAUCAGUAAUCAAGGCCCGUCAUUGGCGAAAUAAGAGGCUUUUCGAAAGAACUGGUGAAAUGAGCUCGGAGAUGAACGAUGACAAACUAGUAAUUCAAACUUUUAAAAUAUUAAAUGAAACAACUUAUGAAUGCUCAUUAACAGAAUUUGUUAGAUGCGUUACAUUGUUGUACAUUGAGCAUGAUGAUCCUGAAAUUAGGAAAUACUCAGCAAUAACAUCAUGUGAUAUAUUUGGUAAAGACAAUAUAUGUAAACAAACUUCCAUUUAUGCAUUGGAUUGUGUCAAUGAGGUCUUAAGUAAAUUAUUAGCUGUCGCAAUCACUGAUCCUGUACCCGCAAUACGAUUGGAACUUUUACUUCAUUUGAAUACACAUUAUGAUUCCCAAUUAGCACAACCAGAAAACGCCCAACUAUUAUUCACUCUACUUAAUGAUGAAAUGUUUUCCAUCAGAGUGGAAGUUUUAAAAAUUAUUGGAAGACUUGUAUCUAUUAAUCCAGCAUUCAUCAUACCAUUCCUAAGGAAGACAUUGUUAGAAUUAUUAACCCAAUUGAAAUACUCAGUUGAUCUUCGGAAAAGUGAAGAAACUGCAACAUUGUUAUGCACACUAAUUAGCUCAAGUAAAGAUAUUACUAAACCAUAUAUAGAACCAAUUCUCGAAUGUCUUUUAACAACGGCAAAGGAUAAAUCAUCAACUGUAUCCACAAUCGCAUUGAAGACUAUUGGUGAAUUAUCAGUCGUGGGAGGAGAAGAAAUGAUUGCUUACCUAGAUACGCUAAUGCCAAUUAUUAUUGAUACACUUCAAGAUCAGUCCAAAAAUUUUAAAAGAGAUGCUGCGUUAAAGACUUUAGGACAAUUGACAGAGUCUUCUGGUUAUGUUAUUGACCCCUUGUUAGAUUAUCCUGAGUUAUUAAGUGUAUUAAUGGGUAUUUUGAAAUCAGAUAAUUCACAAACUGUUAGAAGAGAAACCGUGAAAUUAAUAGGUAUCUUGGGUGCAUUGGAUCCAUAUAGAUAUCGCGAAGUAGAAGUUACUUCAACCGCCAAACUAACGGUGGAUCAAAAUAUGCCAUCUAUAGACAUGGCUUUAUUAAUGCAAGGAUUAUCAACAUCAAGUGAAGAAUAUUUGUUAACAGUAGUAUUCAAUAACUUAAUCAAGAUAUUAAAUGAUCCAUCUUUAUCAUCUCACUACACCUCGGCAAUACAGGCAAUAAUGCAAAUAUUUGAAACUUUACGUCUCAAUUGCGUUUCGUAUUUGAGGAAAGUCGUACCAAGUUUUUUGUCAGUUAUUGAUAAUUGUCCUAGCUCCCUUUCGACUUAUUAUUUCAAACAACUGGCAGUAUUAGUUUCAAUAGUAAAGGAUCAUAUAAGACCUUAUGUGGAAGACAUUUAUAGGGCAAUCGAAAAAAAUUUCAAAAUCCAAGAACUAAGGCCAAUUAUCAUAACGCUUAUUGAUUCUAUUUGUACUGUACUGGGUGCAGAAUUUAAGAAACAGGUACCAUUGACAUUAACGCUUUUCUUGGAAGCUCUUAACGAUGACCCUUCCGAAAACAAGGCUGUUACUAUCCAGAUCAUGAAGUCGUUGACAAUCAUCAAUAAAAAUUUAGAGGACUACACAUACUUGAUUAUACCAACCGUAUUGAAAUUUGCUGAGUUCUCCACAAGAGAAGUAGCAGAAAUAUCCAUAACUACAUUAGGAAAAUUGAUUGAAAAUAUAAAUUUAAAUUCUAUGUCUACUAGAAUUAUACAAGUUCUGUCAAGACUUCUAGACACCGCUGAUAUUGAACUUAGAAAUACGAUAAUGAAUACUCUAUCGUUAUUACUUCUUCGGUUAGAGACCGAUUUUACAAUAUAUGUCCCCUUAAUCAACAAAGCUUUACUUCGUAAUAAUAUUGAAAAUAAUGUUUAUGAUAGUUUGGUAUCCAAAUUAUUAAAUGGUGAACCAUUACCCGAAACUAUGAUUAUCAGUAGGGAGAGUCAAAAAAUUGCAGAACCGGAGUCUAUCCCCAUCUCCCAAAAACUUCCGGUAAAUCAACCAUUGUUACAAUCAACUUGGGAUUGUACACAACAAUCUACAAAAGAAGAUUGGCAAGAAUGGUUAAGACGACUUUCUAUACAGCUUCUAAAGGAAUCACCAUCCCAUGCCCUAAGAGCUUGUGCUGGUCUUGCUGGUAUAUAUUACCCGUUAGCAAGAGAUCUUUUCAACUCAGCAUUUGCAAGUGUAUGGGUUGAACUAUACUCUCAAUAUCAAGAAAAUUUGAUCCAGUCACUCUGCUUAGCCCUUUCUUCUUACGAGAACCCGCCAGAAAUUCACCAAACUAUAUUAAAUCUGGUGGAAUUUAUGGACCAUGAUGAUAAACCCUUACCAAUAUCCAUUCCAGCAUUGGGUGAAUACGCUGAGAAAUGUCAUGCGUAUGCAAAAGUACUACAUUAUAAAGAGUUAAGAUUUAUCCAAGAACCAUUAGAGUCAACUAUUGAAUCUCUUAUCAGUAUCAACAACCAACUGUAUCAAACAGAUGCUGCGGUGGGUAUUUUGAAAUAUGCCCAAGAGUAUCACGGAGUAGGUUUACACGAGACAUGGUAUGAAAAAUUAGAACGUUGGGAAGAAGCCUUAAGAGCUUACGAUAAACGUGAAAGUAUGGGAGAUGAUUCCAACGAAGUUAUCAUUGGGAAAAUGAGAUCUUACUAUGCGUUGAGUGAGUGGGACCAACUAUUAGAUAUCACCGAACAAAAAUGGGCAAAUUUAUCUUCCAAUGUUCAGAAACUAAUGGCUCCUUAUGCAGCUGGUGCUGCCUGGAGCUUAGGAAGGUGGGACCAACUAGAGUUAUAUUCCAAUAUCCUCAAAAAAAUAACACCUAAUCGUGAAUUCUUCGUAUGCUAUCUUAAAUUUACAUCGAAUAACUUUGCUUCAGCUGAGCAAAAUAUAUUUACUGCAAGAGAUCUUCUUGUAACAGAAUUAUCAGCUUUAAUAAAUGAAAGUUAUGCUAGAGCAUAUAAUGUUGUCGUACGUACCCAAAUGCUUGCUGAACUGGAUGAAAUUAUACAAUAUAAGCGUGCACCUGUUAACUCUAACAAGCGUGCAAUAUUAAGACAGACAUGGGACAAAAGAUUACUAGGUAGUCAAAAGAGUAUUGAUAUAUGGCAAAGGGCUUUGAGAAUACGGUCAUUAGUUAUUAAGCCCAAGCAGGAUAUGAUGAUGUGGAUAAAAUUUGCGAAUUUAUGUAGACGAUCCAACAAAAUGAUUCUAGCUCAAAAGGCAUUGAAUUUACUUUUGGAGGAUGGUGGUGAUCCUUCGAAUGCAAAGGCACCACCUCCCGUAGUCUAUGCCCAACUUAAAUUUUUAUGGGCAGGAGGGGCAAAAAAGGAAGCACUUCGUCAUUUGAUUGGGUUUACGUCUAGAAUGGCACAAGAUUUAGGUUUAGAUCCUAGCAACUUAAUUGCUCAGAAGAUUCCACAGAGUACACCCGUUUCUCAUUCACAUGUAGAGGAAUACACAAAAUUAUUAGCUCGUUGCUUUUUAAAGCAAGGUGAAUGGAGAACUUGCUUACAACCUAGCUGGAGACAGGAGAAUCCUGACGCAAUUUUGGGCUCAUACUUGCUUGCGACGCAUUUUGAUAAAAAUUGGUAUAAAGCCUGGCAUAAUUGGGCAUUGGCAAACUUUGAGGUAAUUUCUGUUAAAACAAGCCAAAUAAAAGAGGCACAAGAAAAUAAAUUGAAUGAAACUAGAGGUGCAGAUGAGAACUUAUUGAUGGAGCAAUCAAUUAAUGCUAAUAUUGAAGAAAACCAAUAUUCAACAGAAUUGAUUCAAAGACAUGUAGUUCCUGCUAUAAUAGGGUUUUUCCAUUCCAUCGCAUUGUUAGAAGCAAAUUCUUUACAAGAUACUUUACGAUUAUUGACCCUUUGGUUUACCUUUGGUGGUAUUUCUGGUGCAACACAGGCGAUGCAUGAAGGUUUUGGUAUGAUAAAAAUUGGAAUAUGGUUGGAUGUAUUACCUCAAUUAAUAUCCCGUAUUCAUCAACCGAAUGAAGUCGUUAGCAUGUCUUUGUUAUCUUUAUUGUCCAAUCUUGGAAAGGCACAUCCUCAAGCGUUAGUGUAUCCUUUGACAGUGGCGAUUAAAUCAGAAUCUGUAUCUAGACAAAAAGCUGCCUUAUCUAUUAUCGAAAAAAUGAGAAUGCAUAGUCCAGUCUUGGUUGGGCAAGCUGAACUGGUAAGCGAUGAAUUGAUUCGUGUAGCUGUUUUAUGGCAAGAGCAGUGGUAUGAAGGAUUAGAAGAUGCCAGUAGAUACUUCUUUGGUGAACAAAAUGUGGAAAAAAUGUUUGCAACUUUAACACCUUUACAUAAGAUGUUACAAGGAGAACCAGAAACAGCAAAAGAGGCAGCAUUUAAGAAAAUGUAUGAAAGAGAUUUAGCUGACGCAUACGAAUGGGCGAUGAAUUACAAACGGACGAAAGAAGUAAAUAAUUUGAACCAAGCUUGGGAUAUUUAUUAUAAUGUUUUUAGAAAAAUUAGCAGGCAGCUUCCACAAAUCCAAACUUUAGAAUUACAAUUGGUUUCACCAAAGCUUUUAGAAGCACAUGAUUUAGAGUUAGCAAUUCCAGGUACGUAUUCUCCAGGUAAGCCAAUAAUCAAAAUUGUUUCUUUCGAUUCUACGUUUUCUAUCAUUUCAUCUAAACAAAGACCAAGGAAAUUUUCUAUCAGAGGUAGUGAUGGUAAAGAUUAUAGAUAUGUUUUGAAAGGUCAUGAAGAUAUAAGACAAGAUAGUUUAGUCAUGCAAUUAUUUGGCUUAGUAAAUACGUUAUUACAAAAUGAUACAGAAUGUUUCCAAAGACAUCUUGACAUUCAAAGAUAUCCAGCUAUACCAUUAUCUCCGAAGUCUGGUUUAUUGGGUUGGGUACGUAAUAGUGAUACAUUCCAUAUGUUAAUUAAAGAACAUAGAGAAGCUAAAAAGAUCCCACUAAAUAUUGAACAUUGGGCUAUGCUUCAAAUGGCACCAGAUUAUGACAAUCUAACAUUGCUAGAGAAAAUUGAAGUGUUCUCAUAUUCAUUACAGAAUACAAAGGGUCAGGAUUUCCAAAAAGUUCUGUGGCUAAAGAGUAGAUCAUCAGAGACAUGGCUAGAGCGUAGAACUAUGUAUACAAGAUCGUUAGCAGUAAUGUCUAUGGUUGGCUACAUCUUAGGAUUGGGUGACAGGCACCCAAGUAACUUAAUGUUGGAUCGAAUCACUGGUAAAGUAAUUCAUAUAGAUUUCGGUGAUUGUUUUGAAGCUGCAAUUUUAAGAGAAAAAUUCCCUGAGAAGGUACCAUUUAGACUAACCAGGAUGCUAACAUUUGCAAUGGAAGUCAGUGGUGUGGAAGGAAGUUUCCGUAUAACUUCAGAAAAUGUUAUGAGAGUAUUAAGAGACAAUAAAGAGUCAUUAAUGGCUAUUCUUGAAGCAUUCGCAUUUGAUCCUUUGAUUAAUUGGGGAUUUGAUUUCCCGACGGAAAAGAUCAUAGAAGAAACAGGUAUCUUAUUACCAGUUUCAACGCCGAAUGAACUUCUAAGGAAAGGUGCUAUUACCGCAGAAGAAGCAUCGGAUAUGGAAACGGAUCGUCAAGCAGAAUUACGUAACGGGAGAGCAUUACUCGUGUUAAGACGUAUUACUGAUAAACUAACCGGGAAUGACUUCAAAAGAUCAACUGACUUGGAUGUUGCGACACAAUUGGACAAAUUAAUUAAACAAGCCACAUCAGUAGAGAACUUGUGUCAACAUUACAUUGGUUGGUGUCCUUUCUGGUAA
Molecule: messenger RNA, 7338 nt
Organism: Naumovozyma dairenensis CBS 421
Lineage: Eukaryota; Fungi; Ascomycota; Saccharomycetes; Saccharomycetales; Saccharomycetaceae
Gene: TOR1
Product: phosphatidylinositol kinase-related protein kinase TOR1
Exons: 1
Coding region: 1-7338 (2445 amino acids)
Biological process (GO): protein phosphorylation; negative regulation of macroautophagy; TOR signaling
Cellular component (GO): nucleus; TORC2 complex; TORC1 complex
Molecular function (GO): protein binding; protein-containing complex binding; protein serine/threonine kinase activity
Source: RefSeq, a predicted model, not a curated record